GCAUUGUACUUAAUAAGCUUUUUUUUACACUUAGUUUGUAACUGGCGCGGCAUGAGAGGCGCUGAAACUUUGAUUCCAGCACGUUUUCUGACACUAAUAGGCCACCUUUGUGUGCUAGUUUCCUUGAUAUGGGAGAGCCAGCAGAGCGUACAGCACUGUUUACCGAGCCAGUAUCACCAAAACUAUUUCGAAACCUAUCACAGUCGGUUGGUCGCAGCAUACGCCGCGUCCAUAGUGCUCGUUCUGAUUGAACUGACUACCUUCAUACUCGGCCUUACUAUGUUCUCACCCACUGUCUCUAUGAUCUCUAUCGGUUGCCACGGGGCGGCGUGCGCCGCGCUCACAUACGGUGUGAUAAGCAGCUGGCAUUGCGGCUGGGUGUGGCCGAUUUUAGUCUUCGGAGCCGCGUUGCCUGCAGCUGCCGAUAUUAUGGCCGCCGCCUCUGCUAUAUGCGCUCUUAGACGAUAGAAUAUGUUUCCCACAAACGAGCAUCAACAGCUGACCAACAGCAGCGCGUACAAGGGUGGAUGGUCCUUCUACUUAGUACUAGCUGGUGUCGCUACUACUUUAGGCUGUUCUCUCCCCGUCGGCUACAAUAUUAGUGUCAUCAAUACACCCGCUGCGAUCAUCCAAAACUUCGUAAACGAGAGCGUGAUUGACCAUUACGAUGUGGUUGUUACGAAGAGUUGGAUGAACGUGCUCUGGUCUUCCGUAGUCGCCAUAUUUAUAGUAGGUGGAUGCGUGGGAUCUAUUCUCGGAGCUUCUUUGGCUGACAAACUUGGAAGGCGGAAAGCAACACUUCUAACGACUGUGAUUUCGGUGGUUGGCGCAGUCCUAUUUCUAACAUGCCAGGUCGCAAACUCAGUGGAGUUGCUCAUAUUGGGCAGACUCAUCGUGGGUCUUUCUGCCGGACUAACCACGAGCAUUGUGCCAAUGUACUUAGCGGAGUUGGCCCCCCUGGCCCUAGCGGGGGCGAUGGGGGUGGUGUGCCCCAUGGGGGUCAACGUCGGGGUGCUAGUGGGACAGGUCAUGGGCCUUGACGUCAUUUUGGGUGGAGUCAACGAUUGGCCAUAUCUCCUUGCCGCCUAUGCUGUGCUAGUCAUUAUUUGUAUACCGGUUAUUUUUAUACUGCCAGAAAGUCCAAAAUAUCUUUACGUAGUUAAGAGAAAAGAGGAAACUGCUUUAAAAGCGCUAAGCCGUCUCCGCGCCGUAUCCCCCAGCAUACUCACAGAAGACAUAGAACUCCUGCGAGAAGAAUCCAGAGCUGCAGAAGAAGCUCACAGCCAGCAGUGGAGCAUGCUGCGAGUGGUGCAGGAACCGCGGCUGCAGCUGGUGCUGCUGCUGACCUGCGCCAUGCAGGCUGGCCAGCAGACCAGCGGGAUCAACGCUGUAUUCUACUAUUCCGACAUAAUCUUCAGAGGCGCCGGCCUAUCGCCUAAAGGCUCACAAUACGCCACCAUAGGCUGUGGCGCUAUCAACGUCUGUACAGCCGUACUGAUGAUAAAGUUGCUGCCAAAAUGUGGACGAAGACCGCUAUUACUGGGAUCUAUUUUAGCUGCAGCUAUAUGUUUAGCUGCGUUAGCUGUGUCUAUAAAGUUUUUGGACGCCAUCGCAGGAAUGCCGUACGUGUGUAUGGCAGCCGUGUUUGCGUACGUGCUCGCUUAUGGCUUCGGACUUGGGCCCAUCCCGUACUUCAUUGCUUCAGAAAUGUUUGAAGUGCCGCCCCGCAGCGCUGGUAUGGCGUGGGGUUCGCUGGCCAACUGGGCUGGCAACUUCCUCGUUGGCAUGACCUUCCCCGUCGUGAGGGACGCCAUUGGACCUUACUCCUUCAUCAUCUUCUCUUCUGUCACAUUUGGCCUCUUCGUGUUCCAAAAAUUAUACUUCCUGAAACACGUGGCAAGACCCCACUUCAAGUAUCGCAAAUAUGCAGCCGCGGCCUCCGCUCACGACCGCUCUCCCGACAAAGCGUCUAACUAAGAGUACAACAACCACAUAUACACCGUGUUUUUAUUUAAUUCCGUUAACUUUAAGGGAAGGUUCUUUAGAUCAAAUACAAUUAAUUUCUCUAAGAAACUAGCGUCUUAACUCUUACGGUUAUCGAAUUAUUAAAAAA
Leguminivora glycinivorella is the source of this 2113-nucleotide messenger RNA. Its product is annotated as solute carrier family 2, facilitated glucose transporter member 3-like. Lineage: Eukaryota; Metazoa; Arthropoda; Insecta; Lepidoptera; Tortricidae. Gene Ontology annotation, biological process: monosaccharide transmembrane transport. The record is from RefSeq and is a predicted model, not a curated record. The coding region runs from base 472 to 1977 and encodes 501 amino acids. Gene Ontology annotation, cellular component: membrane. Gene Ontology annotation, molecular function: hexose transmembrane transporter activity. The transcript has 13 exons.